Messenger RNA from Dracunculus medinensis (Guinea worm), 867 nucleotides. Lineage: Eukaryota; Metazoa; Nematoda; Chromadorea; Rhabditida; Dracunculidae. The record is from the annotation of a GenBank genome assembly.
AUGGAAGAAAAUAGAGAGCGUGCAUAUAAGGCUGUUGCCUAUUCGGCUGUUACUUUCUCUUUAAUAUCUAUUUUAUCCGUAUGCAUUACUAUGCCGAUAGUUUACAAUUUUGUUGACCAUGUACAGCAGCAAACCAAAAAAGAUCUCCAAUUUUGUAAAUCAUCAGCAAGAGAUAUUAUGUCAGAAGUUACCAAAAAGCAACCGGUAUCUAUUGCCGCUAGCGCUUUGAAUAGGACCCGCCGUCAAGUUGGAUCGUGUGAUAACUGUUGCAUACCAGGGCAUCCUGGACGACCAGGACCGCCAGGUUCCAAUGGUAAGCCAGGAACGCCAGGACCGCCUGGGCAACCAGGAGCACCUGGACGGCCACCAGUGGUAUGUGAGGAACCCGAAAUACCUCCAUGCAAUCCAUGUCCUCCAGGUCAGCCAGGACCACCAGGACCUAAUGGCAUUCCAGGCAAUUCAGGCAGACCGGGACCUCCAGGCAGGCCGGGAAAUAACGGUCGCCCUGGACAACCAGGCCCAGUUGGCCCGCCUGGCCAGCCAGGCCAGCCAGGAAAUGAUGGGGAACGAGGAGAACCAGGAAGACCAGCACCUAGUUCGCCAAGCAUCCCUGGAGAUCCUGGACAACAAGGAGAACCUGGACCACCUGGAUUACCUGGGCCAGAUGGAAGUCCAGGACGAGAUGGGCAGCCAGGAAGCCCAGGGCCCAACGGUCCACCAGGGCCACCUGGUCCAGCAGGAAAUAGUGGGGAAAAUGGAGAACCGGGACCACCUGGUCAUCCAGGUCCACAAGGAGAAAGAGGUAUCUGCCCGAAAUAUUGCGCGCUUGAUGGUGGUGUAUUCUUUGAAGAUGGUACACGCAGAUAA